UCUGAUAACUAAGCUAUAUUGUAAUGUGUGCAUUUGUAUAGGUGGAACCCUUAACAAAGGGCUGAAUAGAAUGUGUGCAACGUUGUUAGGAGGGAUGUUGGCGGUGGGGGUAAAUUACUUUGCGGAUUGUGCUGGACACAAAGCUGAGCCAAUAAUUCUUGCUGCUGCUGUGUUUGUACAAAGUGGAGCGACCACUUUUGCACGUUUUUAUCCAGGGAUAAAGACCAAAUAUGAUUAUGGACUCCUAGUCUUCAUUCUCACCUUCAGUUUCAUGACAAUCUCUGGAUAUCGCGUACACAAUUUAUUUGUUCAGGCUUCUCAGCGUCUCGCCUCCAUAAUCGUUGGAUGUGUUUUAUGUAUUCUCAUCAGUUUAUUCGUUUGCCCGAUCUGGGCCGGAGAAGAUCUUCAUAAAUUGACCAUUCACAAUAUGGAAGGGCUUGCCCAAUCCUGUGAAGGAUGUGUUGCUGAAUUUUUUCGAGGAGGAGACAGCGACAAGGAUAAAGUCUCCAAGGGCUACAAAUGUGUUCUGAAUUCCACGUCUUUAGAAGAAUCCCUUGCGAACUUUGCUAGAUGGGAGCCUGCACACGGGUCAUUUGGGUUCAGAUAUCCAUGGCUCCAGUACCUGAAAAUGGGAGCGGCCAUGCGUGGUUGUGCAUAUUACGUAGAAGCUUUGAAUGGUUGCCUUAACUCUGAAACCAUGGCACCAUCAUCUGUGAAAUCACACAUGGCAGCACCCUGCAUGCAAAUUGCAGCAGAAUGUUCCAAAGUGCUGAUACAACUUGCAGACAGCAUAAAGACAAUGACCAAGAACCCUAACUCUGAUCUCAUGAUUGAAAAAAUGAACAAAGCAAUGGAGGAGCUCCAGAAGUGCUUGAUAUCUCAUCCAGAGCUUUUCAACGUCAGUAAAAGGUGGCAGAUUAAUGAUGAUGAUGGUGGGAAUAAUACAGACUCUGAAGCUAAAAACCUUCUCCAAUUUUCGAUACACAAGCAAGUGAAGAAUGCUGAAAAAACCCAAAAGAAAAGUGCAAUAGAAAACAGUAAAAAAACAGCAAUAAACUUCAUGGAUGGUCUUGCUGUGGCCACAGUUGCGUGUCUUCUCAAAGAAAUUGUGGCAAGGCUUAGCACUGUGAUUAAGGCAGUUGAUGAACUGGGUAAGCGUGCAAAUUUCAAAUCAGCAGAAAAUAAACAAAUAACUGUAUUGCUGAUUCCACCAUUAUCUCCUGCAGCAGCCAAAGAAGGUUCUCCACCACCUUCACUUAAAAAAGUUCUUAGACGCUGCACAUCAGUCUAAUGUCACCUCAAACAAUGAGGGCCACUCUUAGCCAGCAUAUUCUUUAAGGAAUAUUUACGCUUUUUUGGGUGUAUGAGGUGACAGACACAUUAGUAAGCUGGUGAGCUGGUCGCAGGUUUAAGUCAUGGUAGAUUCUUUUGUUUGUCAAGAUUUGUUUAUAUUGCAGUGUAGCAGGCAAAUUGCACUUUAAGAAAAGCACUUUAUUCUACAUUAAACUAAGAAGAGAUACUUAUAAUGACAUGUGCAAAACAUAAUUUAAAAGUGCCUGGAUACUCAUGCUACACAAAA
Molecule: messenger RNA, 1579 nt
Organism: Cryptomeria japonica (Japanese cedar)
Lineage: Eukaryota; Viridiplantae; Streptophyta; Pinopsida; Cupressales; Cupressaceae
Product: aluminum-activated malate transporter 10
Exons: 5
Coding region: 71-1291 (406 amino acids)
Biological process (GO): malate transport
Cellular component (GO): plant-type vacuole membrane
Source: RefSeq, a predicted model, not a curated record